ACAAUAGUUGCGGGAAAACUGAAGCAAGUGGUUCCCAUGUUGAUAACUUCUGAAACUAACAAAUAUAAGCAACAUGAAAACCCCAGCACCCAAAGAUGUCAAGAAGGGGAUUGCAGUACUUUGGGAGACAUUGCAAUGUCCUAUAUGCCUGGAAUUAAUGACUGCUCCUGUAUCUACAAAAUGUGAUCACCAGUUUUGCAAAUUUUGUAUGAUGAAGCUGUUGGACAACAACAAACAAAGAAGAGCCAACUGUCCAGUGUGCAAAGCCACGAUAACUAAAAGGAGUCUACAGGAGAGUCCUGGCUUUCAGAGACUCAUAGCAGGGUUGCAGGACAUGAUACAAGCAUAUGAACAUGACACUGGCACAAACUACUUCACUGGAAUGCCCCAAGCAAAACAACAGUCAGUUGAUACAAAUGCUGAGGGUAUUACACAUCCUCAUGGUGUGAUAUCUGAAGAUAUUCCUGGCAAUGAUGCUGAUGAUAUGGAAAAUGGAGACAAUGAUGAUCUUCCAAGGUCUUAUUCUUCAACUGUAGCAGCCCAGAAUGGAUUUGCAAGAUUAAUGGGACUCAGAGAUACAAGUCCUUUGACAACAGAAAAUGAGGGCCUGGACAGUGGUCUUGGGGAGGCUCCGCCAGCUUCAGAAAACAGAAUGCGUAGCUCUACAGAUGAUCUGGAACAGAAACAAACAAGAGUCUCAGAUGUUGGAAAAGCCAACAUCAACACACAAAACACAAAGUAAACAAGACACGUCCACCCUUCAACUGUUAACACCAGCUGAGGUGGAAGAAACAAACCUCCUAGGAACUCAUCAAGAAAAAAGAAGAAGAAAAAGAAGUCAGGGCCGGUAGAGAUCUUUGAGCAGAGACAGAAGAAGAGUGUGGAGAAAGUUACUGAGUGGCUCAUGACAGUUCCAACUGAGGAAUGCCUUGAAUUGGAGAAACUCACUGAAGACCCCUGUGAUUCAGAUGAAUCGGACAGUUUUUCCUCUGCCUCAACAAUAGAUCUCAAGCAACAUAUUAACAACAUGUCUUCAAUGAGAGAUGAUCAUGCUAAAGCCCUUGAAGAGCAGGUGUUUGGUGCUGUGUACAAACGUGAGCGAAAAAGGAACAGGACAGUCUCCUCAGCACCAACACACUACACUCCAAUUAGAAACACAGCGUCCGUAAAGAUUCUCCCAAAAAGGACAAGGAAAAACAAUCUUAUCCCUGAUGACCUGUCUGAAGACAGAAUUGAAAGUGACAUGGAAAAGGAACAGCAAAUAAUAGAAGCGGAAGAUAAUAUCAGCAGUGACAUUUUUAAAGAAGCAGAACAGAUGGUCACUGAGGGAGGCACACAAAGUGACAAUAACAGUGAAGCUGAAGAAAAAGUGUCUAAUAUUAGACCACCUCAACCAGAAAGAAAAUUAAAGAAAAGCCUGCGUAACGCUUUGCAGGAGGUUGACAGUGAUUUAAAAAAGAAAGUCGAGGCAGAGUCAGAAAGUACUGAGCAAAAGAAAACCACUAAAAGGAAAGGUAAAAAUGCAAAACUAACUAAAGCCAAGACUGUUCGAGUUGCCAAACCUCUUAUUUUGGUUGAAGCUCAAAAUGAAGAGAGCACUCCAGCAGAAGUCCCUAAAAGGUCAGAAGACGUUCAGGUUCAUAUUGAGAAUUACCCAAGUAGCGAGGAUCCAGAAACCCCUGUUCUAAGAAGUACUAGAAGAAGUAGAAGACUUCAGUGCUUUGCAGAGGAAGUUCAGGAAAAUAAAAAGAAAGCACCAGCAAAGAUAAAGGUAAAGGCAUCACAAAAAGACAGCAGUGUGACAAAUAAACCUGAGGAAACAAAAGGUGGAACAAAGGGUAAAAUGGCCUCACCUAAACGUGGAAACCUGACUAAGACGAUUAGCAAAAAUGGAUGCAUUUAUGAUAAAGAUUUAGAAGGAAUUGAAAACAUGGAGUGUUGUGAAAGCACACCAUUAUUGAAGCCAACAGAGUCUGUUCAGGAGUCAAUCACUGAAGUCCCAAAGACAGAAAACCGGUCUGAGCUCGGCGCUGCUUGUUAUGUGCCUGCGGUUCCAAGUUCCCCAAGUCCAAUGAAAGCAGAUGUGAUUGAUACUGUGCUGGAAAGUGACAGUCCAACUAAUCCACUUCCAAACACUGCUCAGAUGGAGAUGUCAGCAUGUGACAUUAAAUGUGCUGGAACAGAAAUCGAAGAGGAUAAGAAUGACAGUAAGCUGGACACGGAGCAACUGCUUCAGAGCUUCAAAGCCACCAAAAGGAAAUCUUUCCAUCUCGGAGGACCAAGUGUGAAACGGAGCCGCAGGUUUGAGGAAGAAAAUAUGCAUGGUAUUGAAGUGGAGGAAGAUCUGCCUCAUGCUGAGUCUGGGGCUGAAUUUGCAAAACAAAAGAACUGUAAAACAACAAACCUAGAUGGAGCCUGGGACAAUGAAAACUCAUCUUCUAGUGAUUUGAUCCCCCCAACUAACUCACCUGGCCUGACAAGAAAAGCAGCUGUUGCAGAACUGGAUCAAGUAGUUGCAGAAACCUCAACCCCAAAUAUUGUUGUUUCUAUUGAAGACAGAGAUGUUGACUGCCCUAGAAGUACAGAUAGCUAUGACCUCAGUCCUAACAAAGUGUCAAAAUUAGAAAUUGAUAGCCCUCAGCUUUCUGUCAACCCUCAAAUAGUAAAUUCUGGGCUCCCCUUCAUAGCCACUGAUUUGUCUGGAAGUGGAAAUGAGGCAGAAAAGUUGAAUGAAUGCUCAAGGUUUUCUCAGACCUCUGAGAGUCAGCUUCUGUGUCCCAUGAGAGAUGUUUGUGAAGUGGAGGAGAUAAGAGACGAUGUUUCACAGAGGAAUUCCACUGCCUCCGGAAAAUACUAUCCUGGUAACACAGUGGAACUUUUCUCAAAUGCAGAAUCCUCUUUAACUCCAGAUGGCCUUGUAACACCUGCUGUUCAGACCAGUAAAUCCACUGGAGAGCUCAGCGGUCACUCUUCCAUCAAAGGGAACCCAAGAAAAAGGAGUAGGGCGCAGAAGUUGGAGUCUUCAUCAGAGUCUGAUUCCAGCGGAUCCAGAGAAGAAUUACCAACUUUAGCCCAAAUUUUUGAAACAUCAGCUCGUUCCUGUUCUCAGAGGGGCUGAUUGCGAUAAAGUGGCUCCAGAGAAGCUAAUAAAUCUGUUACAGCUGAUGCAGCAAAACCAGUGAGCCACCCACCUGCAUGCUCAAGUCCAGACUUUGUUAAUUCCAGCCAAGCAUCUGUGGACUUGUUUGGCACACCAGAUGAAUGCGACGCUCCAGUAAAUGACCCAAGCGUUUUCAUGGAAUCAUCACAAUUCUCAAGCGAAGUCCUUGUUACACAGCAAAAGUUAGAAAUGCAGAAGGAGCUGGUGAGGCUGGAGAAGCUGAUGGCUCUGGUGUCAGAAGUGCUCCAGGAGAAAGAGAGCAGCCCAGAACACCACAGUAACCAUCAUAGCAGCAAAAGCACAGGCUCAGACCUUCACAGACCUCUUCUUCCUGAUACAGAUGCAGACCAAGGUCCAGAAAGAAAUAAUGUUCCAGGUGCAGGACAGAACCCCAGAAGAGGACCAUCUGAUGGCAAAGUUGUCCCCAAGACCAGCGUGUCUAAGCACAGCGGUGUAGCAGAGACAGAGUUAAAUGUAAAAGAUCCUGGAGCCUUGAAGAUGAUCACUUCAAGUACAUCAGCCAAAACAUUGAAGGCCUGUGUCUCACCAUCAGAUGGGCAAGAAGACAAAGAAAAUGAUACUCCCCAAAGAGACAGGAGUAAAGCCAAGAUGGUGCUUGUGUCAUCUGGACUAGGGCCCAAUGAGCAGAUAAUGGUGAAAAAGUUUGCCAAGAGAGUCGGGUCCCGUGUGGUUUCCCAGGUGACACCAGAGGUCACUCAUAUCGUAAUGCACACAGAUGAACAACUGGUAUGUGAGCGCACACUGAAGUACUUCCUUGGCAUCGCAGGCAGGAAGUGGGUGGUGAGCUUCCAGUGGAUUUCUGAGUGCUUCAAACAAAAGAAAGUCUUAGAUGAGAGUCUGUUUGAAGUGAGAGGUGACGUAGUGAAUGGACACAACCAUCAGGGCCCCAUGAGGGCUCGUACCACAGAUGACGCUAAUCUGCUCAUGAAGGGCUACACCAUCUGCUUCCAAGGACCUUUCACAGACAUGACUACAGAUGAAUUGGAGUGGAUGGUGGAGCUGUGUGGAGCCGUCGUAGUGAAGGACCCACUCAUGCUCGACGGCAAACAGAAGUCCCAUCAGCUGGUUAUUGUACAGUCGGGAUCAGAGUCACCAGCGUCCAAAUACAACAGCCUCUCCAGAAAAGCCACAGUUGUCACAAGAGGUUGGUUACUGGAUACAGUCGCAAUGUACACAAUCCAAAACUGCAAAAACUACACAACAUGAGUCCAGGUCCCUGUUCAUCACCACAGCCCUGCUUUAUUUUCUUGUGACGCAUUAUAGACCUCUGUUUAAUCUUCAGUACUGCAUUAACGUGUUUUAUUAAAAAGCAAUAACACUGUGGUCUGUUUGUAUAGCAUAAUGUGCAAUAAAGGUUAACAGAAUAAG
Sphaeramia orbicularis (orbiculate cardinalfish) is the source of this 4549-nucleotide messenger RNA. RefSeq names its product breast cancer type 1 susceptibility protein homolog. Gene Ontology annotation, cellular component: BRCA1-A complex; BRCA1-BARD1 complex. NCBI's taxonomy places the organism in Eukaryota, Metazoa, Chordata, Actinopteri, Kurtiformes, Apogonidae. Gene Ontology annotation, molecular function: metal ion binding; ubiquitin-protein transferase activity. The record is from RefSeq and is a predicted model, not a curated record. Gene Ontology annotation, biological process: positive regulation of transcription by RNA polymerase II; double-strand break repair via homologous recombination; chordate embryonic development.